Zymoseptoria tritici IPO323 is the source of this 1890-nucleotide messenger RNA. RefSeq lists its product as uncharacterized. The transcript is spliced from 6 exons. Lineage: Eukaryota; Fungi; Ascomycota; Dothideomycetes; Mycosphaerellales; Mycosphaerellaceae. Gene Ontology annotation, molecular function: protein binding. The coding region runs from base 1 to 1890 and encodes 629 amino acids. The record is from RefSeq and is a predicted model, not a curated record.
AUGUCGCAGGACGAUCAAGCAUUCGAGGAGUUUCGCGAAGCAUUGAGCAGCGGUGAUGUUGACCGCAUUCGACAACUCUACGCUGCAGGGCGUCUUGACGCCGAAGACGUUUCUGAGCAACUCAUGCAAACUCCCGAGGAUCCCGUCAUGCUGCGGUGUCUACUUGAGUGUGGAGGCGACCCCAAUGAUAUCAGUCUUCGAGGUGUUGGCUCCGGUGAGGAGUUGCGCAUCUUGGCCGAAUUUGGAUUCGACAUCAAGUCGAAGGGUCACUUGAUUCUUUACAAUUUCGUUGAGGAUCAAGAAACACUCGACUGGCUGCUCGAUCGGGGUGUCGACAUCAACGCCACUGAAACUCGAGUUGUCGACAAUGGAAUCCCGUUGGCUCCCAGCGAACGUGAUUACUCCAACAAACUCCUCAAUCAGGUCGCUGCGGCCGGCAACGUUCAGUUGUUCAAUCACCUUGUGGCGAGAGGUGCCAAGGUCUCGAGAAGUUUGGCGUUACACUACGCCGCAUCACCCGCGAUGAUCUCAUGUCUUCUGGACCAGCACAAUAUGGACAUACAUGCAGACUCCGACGACUUGCGUGAUUUCUACCACGACGCCAAGGACUCUGGCACUCCAUUGUGUAGCGCAAUUUUUCAUCAAAAUCUCCCGGUCGUGGAAGAACUGUUGAACAGAGGGGCUGAUCCUGAGCGAUGCGGAAAGACUGGUCAUCUUCCUUUGGCGAAGGCAGUCGGAGAUGACUUUGGGUUCAACAGAGGUCUCCUACCAGCUCUGAGACUUCUCCUCGAUGCCGGUGCAGACAAAGAUUAUGCUCUCACAUGUUCAGUGCUACACGGAAAGGUCGAAGCCGCUCAAAUAUGCUUGGAUGCAGGAGCAGACCCAGUCUCUGCCUUGAAGACUGCGCACGAAAGGAAGGCGUCGAUAAUCGAAGAGAUGGACUUUGUUAACACAUCUGAGACGGAAAAAGAUCGGUCAGGCGCCAAAGCUGCUGAUUCUUCGAAUCGACCAGUGCUCAGCCCUUCCCCAAGGACCUGUACCUCCGCGCCACACGAGAAAUUCAGCAACAAAAUGUCGCCACUGGGAAUCAUUGGAAGAUUGGUCCUCACCCUGCUCAGCAUUGCAUCAUUCGCACCGCAGAUUCGCCUGAUUCGGGACAGAGGAGAUCUUGCCGGCAUCUCACCAUCAUACAUCCUUUACAACCUCCUCAUCGCCACAUUCCUCUUUGCCACGGCAUUACAUAUCGUUUCGUCUAUGGUACCCGACCUACCGCCCACCGAGUACUUUUUCGAUAUCGGUCAAUUUGCGGUUGUGUGGGUUGUGCAGCUCGCUCUGUUUUACCUCUCUCUGACCUUGCCAACCUACACUGCGGCGCAGAAGAGGCGGCUGGCUGCUUCUUUCGUGAGCUUCACCGCCAUCACACUCGCUCCAACGAUCUUCGAAGCUUUCAUACCCAAAGAGGAUCGAAUCUGGUGGACGGCAGGUCUGGCCUACCUCCUGUUCUUUCUCCUCGCUCCCAUAAUGCAGCUCCUUGGACUGGCGGCAUUGCACGUCCAAGUUCGAGAAACAAAAUCACGGACUACGCUUGGAGCUCUGAGCGUCGAGGGCUUGUACGCUCAGACCCUCGUGUUCACUCUUGUCGGCGCAUCGAUGGUCUUCAGAGUGAAGAUGCUCCCUGAAUACUGGGAUGGAAACCCAAGUCUCCCUCCUGAACGCAAUACACCGCUGGCUAAGCUGUGGAUGGGCAUAGUCGGGUGGUAUGAGAUGGUAGGAUGGGCGACGCUUGACAAUUUGAUCUUUGCCUUUGCCCAGGGAAGUCUUUGGUGGAUUGCUCGAAGACGAAGCGUCAGCGGCGAAAUUGGAGAGCGUGACCCUCUGCUGGAGGGUUAG